Lemur catta (Ring-tailed lemur) is the source of this 1593-nucleotide messenger RNA. Its product is annotated as ATPase PAAT-like. The transcript has 7 exons. The coding region runs from base 177 to 1529 and encodes 450 amino acids. The record is from RefSeq and is a predicted model, not a curated record. Lineage: Eukaryota; Metazoa; Chordata; Mammalia; Primates; Lemuridae.
AUGCGUGCCUGCGAUAGCCGCUUCUGUCCCUACAAAAGCCAGAAGCGGCGGGUGUUUGCUGCGGGGUUGCCGGAAGUCGCUCUGCUUCCUCUCCUGCAGGCUGCACUGGCGGAAACUCAAGCCCUGGAAAAGAGGUUCCGGGGCUGGGCUGGGCUGGCCUGGCUGGAGGCGGCAGAAUGGAGACUGGGACUGAGGACCCGGGACUGAGACGCCGCCCGACGCUGGCCUCUUCCUGGGAUGCCGCACGCGGGGCCCCGACCCAGAGUCUCCUCCUCACCCAGGCUGGUCUCGACUUCGACACCCGCGACUUCGACCGCGAAGAGCUGCUGGCGCCGCCUGCUUCGGGGCAGGAUCUGGUGAUUUUGAAGAGAAGCCUGAACAGCCAAGAUGAAAGCCCGUGCUUCCUCUACCUGAGGUGUGACCCUCACGGAGGUGAAGAGAUCGUUUCUGUUGGCAUUCUCAGUUCUGCAAGAAAUAUGGAAGUAUACUUAGGAGAGGAGUACUGUGGAACCAGUAGGGGCAAGAAUGUUGGUACUGUCCUGGAUGACAGUGAAAACAAAAUUAUUUUCUACAAAAAAUAUUUAAAAUUGGAGUCUUCGACUCAUGCAUGUAAAAUAAAGUUGCUGUCCUUUGGUGAAAAGCAGUGUGUGUUCAUCAGUAAAGUUGUGGUACACAUGAGACCAAUUUCAGCAAAUUCUUCAACAAGCUCUCCAGCUCUGGGAUCAAGUAUAGACCUAAACAGAGUUCAAGGCAUAAUGGAGUCCAUGGGGUCAAAGUUAUCACCUGGAGCUCAGCACUUGAUGAGUACGGUUAGGUUUCAACAGCUGAAUUGCAUUCCCAUUGGAGAGCAGCUUCAGUCGGUUUUGGGAAAUCCUGGAUACAAGCAUGUGAUUGGACUACAAUCAUCAUCUACUUUAGGAGCCUUAGACAAGUCAUCCUCCACACCUUUUCCUUUUAGAACUGGAUUGAUGUCUGGAAACGUGACUGAAAACUUAAAAGCUUACAUCGACAAAAGUACACAACCACCUGGUCAAGGGAAUACUACAAACCUUAGCAACUGUCAAAUUAUGCCACAAAAUCAUUCCCUUCUUGAAAAUGAUCUUAAAAAUGCAGUAUCUUCUUUCUUACCAAAGAAAACAAUUGACAACUCAAAUAUACCUAAUUCUGAGUUGCUGCCUUUUCUCCAGAAUUUGUGUAGUCAAGUUAAUCAUCUCCGUGUGGGACACAAGGCUGAGUGGCAGGAAAACAUCACAAAGCCCAGUGAAGGCAUUCUUGGUGUUGGAAUGGAAGAACAACCUGUUUGCUCCUACCUGGAAAAGAAUCUGUCUAAACAUAUGGAACUGCUGGAAAAGAAACUUACAGAGUACAUUGAUCAGCGAAUAUGUAAACUCCAGGAGCACAUAGAUGAUAAGAUUGCUUUGUUAAUGGACUUGCUGCAAAAUCGCAACUCCCCGCCCACUGGGAUACCUCUAAGACAUUGUGACUCUGGAGAAAGACUUUCAAAUGGAGAGAGUGAGGCUGGCUUAUGAGAGUCCUUGAAAUGUGGUCUGGCCAGAGCUGGAGCAGAGAGUCACACCCCUGCUGUCUGCCUAG